This is a messenger RNA of Acanthamoeba castellanii str. Neff, 1368 nucleotides long. RefSeq lists its product as uncharacterized. The record is from RefSeq and is a predicted model, not a curated record. Gene Ontology annotation, biological process: SCF-dependent proteasomal ubiquitin-dependent protein catabolic process. The transcript is spliced from 10 exons. NCBI's taxonomy places the organism in Eukaryota, Discosea, Longamoebia, Acanthamoebidae. The coding region runs from base 1 to 1368 and encodes 455 amino acids. Gene Ontology annotation, cellular component: SCF ubiquitin ligase complex.
AUGCAAGGCUGGCCGCGUCCGCUGCCGCUGGGCGAGGACAGCCACCUGAUGCCGGCUCUUCGCUCCGCCGCGCUUCGCCACUUCGCGCUCGGACCCGCAACGGCGCCCUUUCUCAUCAGCGCCGCCACGGAGGAGUUGCGAUUGUGCUCUCCUCCGCUCGGCCGCGGUUCGCGGAGGCCCAACUCGAUCUCGCGACGCAAGCCGGAACACCUGGGCGGCGCGCUGGUCAACAACGGCGUGUUCGUGUUCAUCAGCCACCACUGCGCGCACCUCACCUCGCUCACCAUCAAAAACAACACGUCGAUCAUCCACAACAGCAUCAAACUGGUCGUCAAGGGAUGCCCUCGCCUGGCCCGGCUGGAGCUCAUACGUUGCAACAAGCUAACGGCGGAGACGGUAACGGAGGUUCUGAAGCUGCCCGAGCUGACGGCUCUCGCACUGCGGGCCAUGCCCUGCCUCCGCUCGGGCGGACUCAAGGCGCUGACGGCCGCCGUGCCGUCCAUCAUCACCCACCUCGACCUCAGCAAAAACGUUGACUUGCCCAAGGAUGACCUCCUCGCUCUGUUCGAUGCCCACACUCAACUCGCCUCCGUGUCACUCGAAAACAUGUUGUGCUUUAGGAGCUGCAACACCAGCCUCCGGGAACUGCGAUUGAAAGGCAACCACCGACUUAACAGCCCCCAACUCUGGGCCGCAAUCUCCACUUGCCCCAACCUCGAAGUCCUCGAGAUGGCGCAACAAGGUGAAGAGGUAUUGUCCGCGUGCACGAGGCUCCGCUCGCUUGUCCUGCGCGUUCGCGGGCUGAGCGACGUACACGUGGACCUGCUCUUCCAUCUGACCAACCUCACCUCGCUCGACUUCGGUCCUCCCUAUGACGGCCGAAAGGUGACCCACCGCAAAUUGAGGGUGGAGAAGGAGCGAUUUGUGUGGUUGCUGGCGGGACCCAUCGGACGACAGCUCACCCACCUGGCGCUGCCGGGCAUCACCCAGGCCGAGGACCCCGACUGCUGGUACGCCUACACCGAACAAGCCAAGCGGCCGUGGGCGUGCCGUGAGCUGGGUAAAUUGGUAGUGGACCGGGGCUAUGGCCUGACCGACGUCGCAGUGGAGAGGAUCGUCGAGCAAUUGAACACGCGCCUGUGGCACCUCGAGCUCCGCGGCCCCCUGCCCAAGAUCACCGGGCCUGCCUUCCCGAAACUGCGAGUGCUGAGGGUGGACGGGCACAGUGGGCUGGCGGACGCGCAAUCAAUCGGGUUUCUCCGAGAUAAGCAGAGCCUGGACAAGCUCAGCUGCGAGUUUUAUGGGUGGUUCGAGCCCAUCCUGAUGAACCCCGAAGACAAUGACGAUGGCGGGCUCGUAAUGUACUGA